AUGGCAAGAAAAAGUGUUGCUAUCAUUGGAGCAGGUGUUUCAGGACUUGCAGCUGGAAAAGUUCUUUUAGAAGAUGGUUUUGAUAUUACUAUAUUUGAUCGACAUAAAACAUUAGGUGGUAUUUGGUCUCCAGAUUGGGCGUAUGUUCAUCAACAUACUCAAACAAUAGCAAAUUUAAUGGAAUUUUCUAAUCUACAUGAUACAGAAGCUAUGGAUUGUGCUCCAUGGGAAAAUAUUCAUAAUUAUCUAAAACGAUAUGCUGAUAAAUUUCAUCUUAUUGAACGAAUUCGAUUUGAAACAAAAAUUAUAUUAAUUGAUAAAAAUGAUUUAAAAAAUGGGAAUCUUCCUUGGAUUGUUAAAAUUGAAACAGCUAGUGGUGAUCAUGAAACAUUACAAUUCGAUUUAGUUGUUGUAGCUACUGGUCUUUUUUCUACACCAGAAGAGCCAAAUUUUCGUGGUCAAAAUAACUUCGC
Messenger RNA from Adineta steineri, 473 nucleotides. The record is from the annotation of a GenBank genome assembly. Lineage: Eukaryota; Metazoa; Rotifera; Eurotatoria; Adinetida; Adinetidae.